Messenger RNA from Myripristis murdjan (pinecone soldierfish), 2514 nucleotides. It is a transcript of the gene cep76, whose product is annotated as centrosomal protein 76. Lineage: Eukaryota; Metazoa; Chordata; Actinopteri; Holocentriformes; Holocentridae. The coding region runs from base 177 to 2174 and encodes 665 amino acids. Gene Ontology annotation, cellular component: centriole. Gene Ontology annotation, biological process: regulation of centriole replication. The transcript has 14 exons. The record is from RefSeq and is a predicted model, not a curated record.
GCGGCAGUCAGGCAGCACGGUGGACGUCUUCCCGCCUGCUUUUCCGCCACAGUUUAAACCUGAGCUGACAGUUGUUUGUGUCAGGACCACAGACUGUACAUGGUCAGGACUUUUUCUACCUGUCAGAAAGCCCACAGGCCUUGUUGCUAACGUAGCUAGCUCCAGUUAGCCUGAGGAUGUCUGUGCCUCCAGAGAGAGACUCCGAGCUCAGGCAAAUCAUUCACAGCCAUCUGGUCAAGAUGGAUAUCCACGGGAGGAUCCGAGAGGUGCUGGCUGAGACUGUGAAGGACGAUCACGGCCCAGGACAUCAGACUCUCACUGAGGAAGAUUUCCUGCACGCUCUGCAGCGCAGGGGCAUCAUAGAUGACGUGAUGAAGGAGCUAUACUUUGCCAAGGAAAUGCCUACAGAUACAGAAAAGGGCUCUCCUCCUCCUUCAAAGCCUGAUGCUCACUUUGUUCACAAAGACCUGACGCAGUUGAAGAAAACCAACAUUGACCCGACCCGGCGAUACCUUUAUUUACAAGUGGUCGGUGGUAAGGCUUUCCUGGAGCACCUCCAGGAGCCGGACCCCUUACCUGGCCAGGUGUGCUCUACCUUUACGCUCUUCCUGCACUUCCGCAACCAGAGGUUUCACUCCAAGCCAGUGCCAUGUGCCUGUGAGCCGGACCUGCAAGAGGGUUUCCUCUUAGAGAUCCAUAGAGACCACAUCGGAGAGGGCAGUAAAAUGGCAGAUGCCACCACCAUGCUGUCUAUCUGCGACCCGGUUCACUUGGUGCUGAUCAAGACGGACACCUCCAAUGAGACGACGCUGGUCUCCUCCUACUUCCUGGACUGGAGGACCGUCCUCAGCUCGCCCAACAGGAAGACCUGUGUGGCUGUGGAGUUGAUGGGAGUUGGAAGUGAAUGUAAAGUGCCAGCUGGUGUUCUGAAUGUCAGUCUGGAGCUCUACCCGCCUCUGACAGAGACUCUGAGCUCCGACAUCAUCACCACACAGCAAUCACUGGAACGGCAGAAGACCGCAGAGAAGGAGAGGCUGUUCCUGGUUUAUGCCAAGCAGUGGUGGAGGGAGUUCCUUGAGAUCCGACCCUCUCACCAAUCCAAAAUGGUCAAGAUCUUUGCACAGGAUGAGAAUGGUGUGAACAGACCGGUGUGCUCGUACGUGCGUGUCUUGCGGGCAGGCCGGCUCCUGGAGAGUCCUCGGCAGGCCGCUCGCUUCGUCAGCCUGCUGGCCCAUGAAAAGGCCCCUGUGGUUGGAGGAGGAGGAGGCAAGCAGGAGCAGUGGUGCACUCUGAUGGCUUUCCUGUGCAGAGGCAAGGGUGACUGUGAGGAUCAUGCCACCCUGCUGUGCAGCCUCCUGCUGGGCUUUGGCCUGGACGCAUACGUGUGUGUGGGCACCAAGGCUAAGGGUGGCCCACACACCUGGGUCAUGACCCGCGGCACAGAUGGUAGCAUCACCUUCUGGGAGAGCCUGACAGCGCACAGGUACCUGCACCAGGCCAUAGAUCCAGACGCCCCGCCCCUGGCACCCCAGCCCAAACCGUCCUCCCCCUACCGCACUGUUGGCUGCGUCUUCAACCACCAGACCUUCCUGGCCAACUGCCAGCCCUCUGACGCUGUGGAGCUCUGUGUCUUUGACUUCCAGAAUCAGUCUCGGUGGAAGGCAAUGAGCGAGGAGGCUCUGAAGUCGGUCUGCGCCCCAGGCUCCACCACCUCCCUGCCCCCUCUGCCUCCGCUCUGCGCCCCCUCUCUGGAGCCCGCUGCUGCUAGCAACCAGCUGGAGCUGGAGAUGCGCUUCCUGGUGUCUGAGCACAGGAAGGACAUGGAGCUGACCACAGUUUGGGACGACCACCUGUCCUACCUGCUGUCCUCAGCCUUGUCAGCCUAUGAGCUUGAGCGCUGCACCGGCGUCUCCUGUGGCAACGAGGAGUUCCAGGAUGCGGUAAGGAGGGCAGUGCCAGAUGGACACACCUUUAAAGGCUUCCCCAUCCACUUCCUGCACCGCAACGCUCGCAGAGCCUUCACUACCUGCCUCAGGUCGCCAUUCUGUGAGGAGAUUGUCUGUUGUCGUGGCGACCAUGUGAGGCUGGCGGUCCGUGUUCGGGUGUUUCCCUAUCCAGAGAACGCCUGUGCCGUCUGGAUCAUGUUUGCCUGUAAAUACCGCUCGGUGCUCUGAUUAAUGGACAGACUUUAUAUUGAGGCUCGAAGCUGUGAGUUGGGACUGAAAGGGUCACAGGCCUGUUUCAUGUGGAUCUUUAAGUAUGAUGUCGUUGACAAGCCCUGGACAUGAGAUGAGACUGGAUUAAAAAAGGCACUUGGUUACAUCAGUGACUAAUCUGUUCCAGCAGAGUGGCUGGUUAAGCCCAGGGCAUUCAAAAAGACACAUUUCUGACUGUUAUCCCAAUUCUGUGAUCUGCCUGCUUUUUUAAAAGUGCAGCAUACUCAAUUGUACAGAGAACACAUUGUAUUUUUAUAUGUAUUUAUUUAAAUAAAUGAAUUAAAUGAUUUGGUUUGUA